Molecule: messenger RNA, 1893 nt
Organism: Thyridium curvatum
Lineage: Eukaryota; Fungi; Ascomycota; Sordariomycetes; Thyridiales; Thyridiaceae
Exons: 1
Coding region: 1-1893 (630 amino acids)
Molecular function (GO): protein binding
Source: RefSeq, a predicted model, not a curated record
AUGCCGGGAAGCCGUGUCGUAAUUGACGGACUAUGGAGAUGUCUCUGUCCCUCGUUCGACCUGAGCUGCCUCAGAGUUGCGGAACAUUCAGCCACCCGUGAAAUUCCCUAUCGCGCAGGUUCUCUUCGUCUCCGGUCGAAUCGCAUCCAAGCCAGGCCUUUUCACCAGACAGCUGUCCGGCAUGAGUAUCACAAUAUACCGAAUGGAGAACCGGAUCACAGCGGCAAGCAGUCGGAUCGGACCUCGCCCCUACUCAAAGCGAAAGACCGCCAGUCCGAGACCCAUGCUCUGAGAUCGACGCCGGUACCCAUCAUCUACGAUGCGUUGCGCGAGCUCCAGGAACUGCCGGGUUCGGCGCGGAGAAUCAAUCGCUUCGUCAAGCACCUGAUCGAGGAGCGGGGGGAGAAGCCCAGCUUGCGCACAUAUGAGCUUCUGCUACGGGCCAAUGCCGCCGUGAGGGGAUCCGCGGACGACGUGCGGGAGCUGCUCAAGCAGAUGAGGGAAAACGGCGUGGACGGGUCGUCGAGCGUGUACCACGCCGCGCUGGAGGCGCUGGCCGUCCACCCGGACUACCUGCUGAGGAACAGUGUCAUCAAGGAAAUGAGGGACCGGUGGAUCGAGAUCGCUCCCGAAGGCUGGCACAGCGUCGUGGUCGGCUUGCUGCGCGACGGCCAGUACGAGAUGGCGCUGGACAAGCUUGAGGACUUGCAAAAGGCGCAUGUCGGGAUACCGGACUGGCUAUACGACAUAUUCGUCUACACCUUUGGUCAGAUGGGCUUCCUGGACGAGGCGCUCCAGAUGGUGAACCACCGGCUGCAGAAGGAGACCGGAGACGUGUCCCUGAACGUGUGGCAUUUCCUGCUCGAGGUCUGCAGCAGCGGGUACCACCACGAGGGGACAAAGUACGUCUGGAACCGCAUGGUGCAGCCCAAGCUGCUCGUGCCGUCCGACGGCACCGUGACAAACGUGCUCAACACGGCCGCCCGCGCGGGCGACCCCAAGCUCGCGGACCAGGCCACCCAGUACCUGGUCUCGCGCGGCACCAAGCUGGGCGUGCACCACUUCGAGGCCCUGCUGGAGUGCUACGCCGUCGCCAGCGACAUCGACAAGGCCCUCCACGGGCUGUGCAUCAUGCGCCAGGCCGGCAUCCCGAUCGGCCGCGGCAGCACCCGGCCCGUCUACCGCGCCCUCCGGCGCUACCCUUCCCUCGUGGAGCCGGCCGUCAAGACCCUCUUCGACCUCGCCGGCAAGUUCGCCGUGCCCAUCGCCGCCUUCAACGUCGUGCUCGAGGGCAUGCUCGCCGUGGAAGACGGCGCAGGCCAGCAGGCGCAGCAGGAGCACGCUCUCGACCUGUACCGCCACGUGCGGCAGGUGUGCCCGGAGCAAGGGCCGGACAUCACGACAUUCCACGUCCUGCUGCAGCGCUGGGAAGGCGCCGGCGACGCCCGGGUCGUCGACUUCCUGGCCUCCGAGAUGGAGUCCUUUGGCAUCCGGCCCGACGGCCAGGUCCUGGACGCCCUCGUGCGCAUCGCCGUGCUCCACGGCGCCGACCUCGACCUGGCGAUGAGGUACGUCUUUAGGCUCGUCGAGACGGACAUGUCGGUGGCCGGCGGCGGAGACGCGGCGCCCUGGAUCGGCGAGGACACCGCCGUACUGCUAGUGAAACGGUGCCUCAACGACGAAGAUGCUCGCCUCUGGGACCUGCUGGAGGCUUGUCGCGCCAGGGGCAUGGAUCUCGAUUGGGUUGUGCGUGCUGGUGGUGUCGUCGCCGAUGAGGGUCACCCCGAAGAAGCGCCACACAAGAAGGAGAACUGGCCUGGCGAGUUCGGCCAGCACAGGCAGGAGAGAGACACGGGGCUCGAAGAUGAGCCGCUGCACGCGUCGCUUUUGUAA